UUAGGAAUGGAGGACCAAAUUUAUGAGAACAGUGUACUAGAGAAAGAACAGAAGGCUAUUAAGGGGAUUUAUGAAGCGGUUUUUGACUGGAUUGGGGGAUGGGAGUUUCUUGAGUUGGACAAUAUGCGAUGGAGGCAGGUGAAGGAUUUGCAGUGGGAGAUGGAGGCUUUUGGGCGGAAGAUUAGGAAAUUGGGGCUUAAGUAUGUGGAUGAGUGAGUGAUUAGGUCGGGUGGAGAUGGUAAGAUGCUCAAGAGGUUUAUGCAAGCUUGUUUUAUUAAGAGAAUUCAGCAAUUAGUCGUGAGAUUUUGGAGGGAUAAGAGAGAAAACAGUGUGGUCUAUCGUGUGCUAGUAGGGAAGUUUAUACCAAAAGUCGAUUUAUCAUUGGAAUUAUGUGAUUUCAAGAUUUCUUCCCGCGAGUUUAGAAAGAUCAUUCAGGUUGGGAGAACCAUUGAAGAAAUGAUAUUUGUUGGAUGAAUCUUGGAUCUGACAGAUUUAAAGCUGAGUUCAUCAUUAAGCUAUUAUAUCAAGAAAAUUAAUUUCUUAGAUAACUAUGGUCUGGCAGAUUUUUAUUUUCAAAGAUCUCAGGAUAAUAUCACAAAUCUUCUCAAAGCUGGCUCAGUGACAAACAUGAAAUCUUCACUAGAAAUGAUACAGACCGAUCUCUGAAAAGGCAUAGAAAAGCUUCAAAUUAUAGCACUAUUGCUUAACUUUACUCAAGUCUCCAUAAAAAUCUAACUCUAGAGAUUCCAAAAGUGUCAAUAUUAAA
Molecule: messenger RNA, 766 nt
Organism: Moneuplotes crassus
Lineage: Eukaryota; Ciliophora; Spirotrichea; Euplotida; Euplotidae
Source: the annotation of a GenBank genome assembly